UGUGAUAUAAUCAAAGCAACAUCCGCCUGGCUGACACGACGACUGGUUUUACCUAAGCAGAACAGGUCACCGUUGGAUGAGACACCGUGCAGGUUGACAUCUGCUGCAAUGGAAGGAGGCUUGGUAUCAAGUAGUCGUUAUCUUCAGUCCCACGGCCUCGUAUCUGUCUUAGUCUGGAGUCUUUACAUCUCAUCGUAUGCAACAGUAUCCGCGCAAGGGAGUCUAAUAACGUGCAAUGCUGAUACUGUCAAACUAAAUGUAAGCACCUCGCUGACGUGUACUUUUCCUGAAGAAGUUGCGAGUACGAAGAGGGACUUCACUAUUUAUCGCUAUCUGGAAAAGGGAAACCCAGAUGCCGUCCUGGACUGCUGGUGGCUGUCGGGAAAUGUUGACUGUUUUGUUGCCCCAGGAUACCAAUACAACAAACAGAUCAGUUCCAACACUGUCAGGCUUGACAUUCCACGAGUUUCAGCACCACAAAUCGCCGUGUAUGCAUGUCAACUCGCUAGCUAUGGACCGGACUCCAUUAAGACCUGUGAGCUUAGUGUCCAGCUAGGUGGAAAAUCGGCCUGCGAGAUACCAUCUGUCAAACCGAAGUCACAAGCUGCGCUGACAUGUUAUUUUCCUGGGGACCUCAGCAAAACUCGAACUGGCUUUACCGUCAGUCAUCACUCCAGUCAAGGUGCUGAAACCACCGUGAUAAAAUGCACCUGGCAAGGAGAAAGUCUCACCUGUGACACAGUCUCCGGCUAUGUGUUCGACAAGAAAGUGAUCUCCCACACUUCAGCUUCUCACCUGACCAUCAGGAUCAACCAAGCGCUAGAGAAUCACGAGGGAACAUAUCGUUGUCAUGCCGAGGGCUCUACGUAUGAAGACUGUUCCUUUAUGCUUGAAAAAGAAAAGACAUCAACUUGCAAUCAUCUAAAUGUGACAGAGAAUGAGCCAGCAACAUUCGCCUGCAGCUUUAGCGUUAACGUCAAUGUGACGAGAAAGGACAUCAAAGUGAUUCGCCAAGGCAACACAAGUACUGAAGUACUGAGCUGCACAUGGGUAAGCGAGAAACUAUCCUGCACCACAGCCCCGGGGUUUGAAUUUCACAACACUGUCACUGAUCGUCUGACAAUCAAAGUGCCCCGAGCUACUCACCAACACAACGGGACGUACGUCUGUCACCUGCAAGGCUCUCAGUUUGAAAACUUUCAAUCCUGCGACUUCAUUGUAAUGACAGUUACUUCCGCACCAGUCGAAUCUUCCAUCGGUAUGAUUGUCGGAGCAAUUAUAGUCAUGUUGAUUCCUGUAACAUUGAUCAUCGUGUUCAUCAUCAUGAAAUUUAGAUCGCGCACACAAUCGGAAGAGAACGUUUCAGACGAAGAGGAUCCAAUGAUACCAACUCCCACAAACGAUGUUGAUGUAAUUACGAAGAACUUCUUGGUUUACCUUUCAAAUGAAUUCCGGAAAACGUAUCCAGAGUAUGAAACAAAAGCCUACGUUGUACCUUCGAUGUACUUCAACAACAACACAUAUGAAGUGAAGACCUUUGCUGAAGAAGACGUGUACGUCACCAAGCCACCCGAUGGACAAACUGUGAAGCACGACAUGGCCAUGGGUCGGGUCUUGACAAGUUUUCACCAUCUAGCAAAGCACGGGAAUGAAGUGAUGUUUGUCAUUUCGCAGUUUGACUACGACAAGUACUUGGCUAAUCCUAGGAAGGAGUUCACUGAUCACAAACUGCCAAGGCCUGGUAAACUGAAGAAGUCUGACAACCGCUACGGAGACUUUGACAUCCUUAUCAUUCAUCGAAAGCACGGGCUGGUGGUCGGGGUGGUGAAGACAUGUUCUGGUGGGAGUCCAAAUAAGGAGGUAGAGGAAGAGGAUAAUCUGAAGAAGGUGGUCGAGGAGCUGAAACAAGGCUGCACACAACUAGACGAGGCAGAGAAAUUGUUACAACAUCUUCUGUCCGAUCUAAUUAGUCACCAAAGCAAACCAAUGCAGGUUCGAAAACUCUUAGUCUUGCCAAAUCUUUCAGAAGAACUUCUGGGUAAUAUCCUUAAUGAAAACCAAGGUGUGGCACAGAUUUUAAAGGAAUGUCUUAGAUUUCCGGAAAAUAAUGUUUUUAACGAAUGCCUCUGUGGUGAUCAUAUGCGGGGUUCAAAUAGAACCCGAAAGAUUAAAGACUGGUUUAACACUCGAUUUUCUGAGUCGCGUGACAAAACACUCGCUAGUGAUGAAGAGUACCCUGCGAUAGUUACCAGGUUCUGUGGACCUGCAACUAUUUGGUCUUUAAAUGUUCCGGAUCAUCAGAGUGGCAUCCUGCCCAAGACACUGGAAGACUCGGUGUGGAUGACAGGUGAGCUGUUCACCAAGCCAAUACUACAGCCCCAGCAGUGGCAGACACUACACACAGACAGUCCUCGGGUCUUCCUCUCGGGGCCGCCAGCUUCAGGGAAGACGAAGAUGCUUGUGCUGACAGGCAAACGAUGGAUGUCCGAGGGCCACAAGGUGCACGUGGUGUCCACUGGGAGAAAGAGUCAUACAGCAAAUCAAAUGAUAUACACAGAGCUGUGUACGGCCUCCAAAGAAACUCGAAUUUCAGGCUCGUGUGAACUGAUCACUUUCAAGAAAAAAAUUAUGAAGAAAAGGAUCAACAAAAUUUUCAAGCUAUCAAAGAAAGAUCAUAUAUACAUCAUUGCUGAUGAGGCUUACAAUGCUAAAAGAUCCCAUUUUAAUGAUUUUGUUGAUGGUCUGCUUGACAAAGUCCCACAACUUCAUUUAUGGGCUGCCAGUUGUUUACCAGACAUCGCACCACAAUGCUGUGAGCUUCACUUCUUGAAAGACAGUUUUACUUGUCCGCCUUCAAUCCUGCUACAAGAAGAUGUUACAAAACUUGCUUCCGGCAAUUCGGUCGCCCCAUGGCGGUAUGAGAGCAAAACCACAGCGCCAACGGACGGUCCGCCAGUAAAAGUUAUUUGCCAUGAUGGCGAAGGUCACAAUGGUGACUAUCCACACGUCUGCAAGACAUGUUCCAACGAAGUUAUAACAUUUCUUCAAACCCUUCGCAUAAUUAAACCUGUUGGUUUUAGUCCAAGAACAGAAGGACAACCCAAACUGUGCAGUAAAGACAUCCUAAUUCUGUGCGAAAAUGACGAAGAGACAGCCCUGUGUGAUAUGCUGAAGAAGUCGGGAAUAAGCGUUGAAAUGGUAGACGAAAACAACCGUGAGAAAGUUUUCAAGGCAAACAAAAAUGAAGUGUGGGUAGGUAAGGGCGAAAACAUGUUCGGCAUCAAACGAAAAGUCGUGGUCUUUGUAGAAGGAAAUGCACAAAAAGGAAAGGACAAACACAAGAUGCCUGUCGACCUAAAACGAUUGCGAAGCCUCACCAGUUCAACAUCUCAGCUGAUCUGGUUAAAAGGACUUUAAAUAAGUAAAAGCUUUCCGGCGCCGUGUCUAUACAUCUAUCUGAAAGACAUUUUUUACUGAUUUUAAAACCAAUGCGUGUAUACUUUGUGUGUAUGUAAUAGACGUACAUAAGGAUUUGUAUUCACUUAAUUCAUUUUUAGAAAUACUUUCAUGUUAAUAUCAAUAAAAGUGUAUAUAUAUAA
This is a messenger RNA of Pomacea canaliculata, 3599 nucleotides long. RefSeq lists its product as uncharacterized. The record is from RefSeq and is a predicted model, not a curated record. Bases 109 to 3417 code for a protein of 1102 amino acids. The transcript is spliced from 15 exons. NCBI's taxonomy places the organism in Eukaryota, Metazoa, Mollusca, Gastropoda, Architaenioglossa, Ampullariidae.